AUGGCUGCCUCUCCUUUGAACACCAAAAGCUAUUACCAUGUCCGCUCUAUCAGCCUCCCUUCCAGAUCUCAUCCACUUAACCUUCACUUUGAGGAGCGUCUGUCCAAAUUGAGAGCCUCUGCAGGCACCUCUUCAACAUUGUCCUCAAUUUGUUCUAACAUAGGUGCUCUCACUGAUUUGUUCGACUGCGUCCAUGAUUUGCUUCUAUUGCCACACAUCCAACAAAAAACUACAAUCCAUGGGCGUCACAAGCAAUUUAUUGAUAAUGAACUGGAUGCCUCUCUUAGGCUCUUGGAUGUGUGUGGCACUACCAAGGAUGCCUUGUUGCAAAUGAAGGAAAGCACACAAGAACUUCAAUCUAUUCUGCGGAGAAGGCGAGGCAGCAAACUUGAGCUGGAAAAUGAGAUUGGAGAGCACUUGGCCUCUGGGAAGAAGGUAAAGAAGGCCAUUCAGAUGUCCCUGAGGAAAUUAAAGAGUAUGGAGGAUAAAUGCACCUUUUCUCCUCUGGACAAAAGCCAUGAUAUUGUGGCAAUCGCUUGCUUGUUCACAGAGUUGGAAGCUGUCACUUUCUGUGUGUUUGAAUCCCUCUUGUCCUACAUUUCUGGGCUCAAGGUGAGAUCAAGGCUGAGUGGGUGGUCAUUGGUUUCCAAGCUGAUGCACUCAAAAUACACAGCGUGUCGGGAAGAAGCACCAGAUAUUAGUGAAUUUGAGAAGGUGGAUUCUGAGCUGCGGACUCUGAUUGUUAGCUGCAGGAAGGGAAAAUCUAAGAACCUGCAUGUUGAGAAUGUUCAAAUAAGUUUGGGAAAGCUGGAGUCAAACAUUCAAGAUCUUGAAGAAGGGCUUGACUGCUUGUUUAGACACUUGAUCAAAGCCAGAGUGGCACUUCUCAACAUCCUAAACCAUAGCUCUUAG
Messenger RNA from Malania oleifera, 912 nucleotides. RefSeq lists its product as uncharacterized. The record is from RefSeq and is a predicted model, not a curated record. Lineage: Eukaryota; Viridiplantae; Streptophyta; Magnoliopsida; Santalales; Ximeniaceae. Gene Ontology annotation, biological process: root development; shoot system development. Bases 1 to 912 code for a protein of 303 amino acids. The transcript has a single exon.